Molecule: messenger RNA, 1863 nt
Organism: Saccostrea cuccullata (small rock oyster)
Lineage: Eukaryota; Metazoa; Mollusca; Bivalvia; Ostreida; Ostreidae
Product: protein RCC2 homolog
Exons: 11
Coding region: 111-1541 (476 amino acids)
Biological process (GO): negative regulation of GTPase activity
Cellular component (GO): membrane
Molecular function (GO): small GTPase binding
Source: RefSeq, a predicted model, not a curated record
CGCUGAACUCUCGCGAGAAGGAAGAAUUUCGCGGGAAUUCGUCGGUUGAAAUAGCAUCUGACAGGGUUGUCUUUGUUAUCAAAAUCGAUAAAAUUUCUAAUAAAGAAAAAAUGCCACCAAAGAAAAGGAAUCCAGAUAGUAAGGGAAAUUCCCAAGCAAAACGAAGAAAGAAGAAAAAUGAUGAUAUUGAAGAGUUUGAUGAUAUAGACUCCGGUGGAGAAAUGGACCACAACACAAACAAUGGCACGGAAACAGAUGAAACUUACGAUGUUACUCUAGAGGGAUCAAUGCUCACUGGAGAAUUGCUGAUCAGUGGGGGAACAAACUGGGACCUGAUAGGAAGGAAAUCUGUGCCAAAGGGAGCUAAGAAUGCGGGUGGUCCCAAUCUCUGGCGUCCACACAGGAUAUGUAACAUGCUGGGAGUAAAGGUUAGAUCUGCUAUCUCGGGGUGCACUGCUUGUCAUAGUGUCAUCAUCACAGCUGAUGGAAAAGCUAUGACUUUUGGUAGAAAUGACUGUGGUCAACUUGGACAAGGUGACACGAACAGAAAGGACCUCCCCACAGAAGUUCCGCUCCUAGAGGGACUCAAUAUUGUAGACGCAUGCUGCGGCAAAAACCACACACUGUUUCUUACAGACAAAGGUCAUGUGUAUGCAUGUGGAGACAACAAAAUGGGACAGUUAGGCCUAGGGCACCAGAGCAGCACAAUUCUGGUACCAACAAAGAUAUCAUACAAAGGUCCUCCUAUCAGAAAAGUAGCUGCUGGAGGGGAAUUUUCUAUGAUAGCAGACAUAAGAGGAAAUCUGUACUCCUUUGGGUGUCCAGAGUAUGGACAAUUAGGUCACAACACAGAUGGGAAGUACUUUGUUACUAGCAAUAAGAUGUCCUUUCGAUGUGAGACACGACCUAGGAAGGUGAAUGUCUUCAUAGAGAAGGCGAGGGAUGGUCACAUUGUACCUGUAACAGACGUAGAAAUCAGGGAGCUGGUGUGUGGCAUGAAUCACACGGCAAUCAUAGAUUCUAAGAAGAGGGUCUUUACUUGGGGGUUUGGAGGAUAUGGUCGGCUUGGACAUGCUGAACCUAAAGAUGAAAUGGUGCCACGUCAUUUGAAAUUCUUUGAUGGGCCUAACAGAGGAGCAACCCAGAUAUAUGCUGGAUCAACUUUCACUUUGGCUACAAAUGAAUUUGGUGCACUCUACAUGUGGGGGAUAAAUAAGUCAGUGGGUGAGGCAGCCAUGUAUCCUAAACUAGUCCAGGACCUCAGUGGCUGGAGAAUCCGAAGUGUGGGAUGCUGCAAUAAAAGCAUCCUGGUAGCAGCAGAUGAAAGCUUAAUAUCCUGGGGGCCAAGUCCUACUUAUGGAGAGCUGUGUUAUGGAGAAGACAAGGCCAAAUCCUCCACAACUCCUCAGGAAGUGAAGACCCUCUAUGGUGGAUAUGUACAGGCCGUGGGGUGUGGGUACGGACACGCGCUUCUCAUUCUUAGGGCCGACUCAGAAGACGACAAGGGGAAGAUUGAAAAAGUGAACGUGUUUAAGCCAUAACUGGCUCCUAGUGAAGGAAGCAUAGGAUCAUGUAAAUAAUCUAGUAACUGAACAAAACCAUUGAAUCAUAUUGAUAUUGAUUGCACAUUUGUUCUACCUCUUCUUGGUAUAGACAAAACCUUGCAAUAAUUAUUUAAAUUUUAGAUAAGUCUAUUUGUGUAAUGUUGUCUAUGAAAGAGUUAGUUUUUAUGUUUAUCGUCUUUUCAUUAUGUCUUUUUCCAGUAUUGAUUAAGCGAAAAAGUGGUGCACAAGUUAAAAGUCUUGAUAUUCUUGCAUAAUGAUUUUUAUUGUGUAAAACAUGGUUAAUAUUUAGCAGUUGAAU